ACGAUGUAUUACAUUCUACACGAUAUAUACACUGCGUUUAAAGCAAAUACAAAACAGUUUAUACCACGAGAGGAAUCGGCCUAUAUAUACGUACGUGGUUGUUUAUAUUAUUGCGAUUAGAGUAUAAUGUAUGCCAGAUAACACUGUAAGCAUAGUACUCUCUCUCUUUAAGAGAGUACUAUGGUGUAACCACUAUACGAAUAAAAUAAUUUAAAACUUGCGUGUUGUUCUCUCUAAAUAAUGUUUGAACGUUGUGUGUUUUAUGUCAGCUGCGUAGUGUUGCGGUAUUGCAUUUGUGGCAAAGGCCGAAGGUACACGGUUCAAUCCACCUCUAAUACGUUUGCUGUUAGAACCAGCUUAAAGUAUUUCGUAUUGAUAACGUGAUUAUUCGUACCACAAACAACUCCCCUCUCCAAAUCAAAAUAUUCAAAUUCAGGAAAAUAGCGUGCCCGUAUGCGUAACAAUUGUGCCCGUAUGUGUAACUACGACAUAUGACGACGUUGCUCGGCAACAUUUGACGCUUUUUAGGUUUUCGUUAUUUUUGUGUAUUUUUACCCGCGCUGCAAUUUUGACCAAAUUAAAAUGGAAAAAGAUCAAGCAGGGGUUGGCUGGGGAAGGCUGGCGGCGUCAAGAUUCGCAAAAUCUCCAAAGGACAUUCAAAAUGAAAUCCUAAAAGCGUUAGAAGGAAAAUUACACGUAGAUUUUCCCAUUCCAUCGCCGGAUUACUCACAAUGGCAACGAAUGUCUCUUCCCCCACCCCCCUCCACCCAACCUUCACCAACAAAAUCCGCGUCUCAUAAAAGUAUUCGUUCGAAGAAUCGGCCAUUAACAGGCACCAGUGGAACAACAGCUUGUUCCUCAUUAUGUUUGCAUCCAUGGAAUAAAAAGGAACCAGUGGUCGAUCUUUCUGCUGAGAUCGAAAAAACUCAACGGAUAUCAAUCUUACAUGCGAGGAUAGAAGCAAGGAAAAAAUCUUUAGAGCAAUAUACGAAACUGAAACAGGAUCUCAAGUCAAAUAACGAAGCUUUAAAACAAGAAAUAAUUUCUCGGGAAGACACAACGCAUGUUGGUGUUCGUAAGCUGCUGGAAAAAUACGAGCGAUACACUUCUGCUUCAAAAGUUUUAGAGAGGAAUCAUUCGAACCAAGUGGAAGCGGCACGGAAGGAUCUGCAAACUAAAGCCGAAAUGUUUGCAAAUAAUAUAUCAGAAUUAGCAAAUGAAGCAGAAUACCUGGAUGGUAAAGUUCAGUCUUAUCUGUAUGACUUACAGGUGUUACGUACAUACAAGGAUAAGGAAUACCCUGUGAAAGCAAUGUGUAUUGCUAAGCUUACCAAUAAUGUUGGGAACCUAUCUACAGAACACAGGAUGCAACUCGAAGAAUUGAAGCGAAUAAUUAACGGUGAGCGGGGAAAGAUGGAGGGCCACCAUGUGACCAAAACACAAGAAAUUGUCGGAAGUGCAGCCAGGAAUGCCUUCGAUUCUUGCACCUCUAGAUCGCUACAACAAUUAUCGAGGAAAAACCAAGUCUUAAUGUACGAGAUUGUACAGAAUAAGCAAGAUAUAGAAGAACUAAAGAUAGUUGUUCAGCAACUGCAAUAUGAAGUAGACGCCCUUGCCAAUAUGAGAGAAACAAAUGUUAGAAAAUUUGUAUUUCCAGAGUUAAACAUAAUGGACAAGGCUACGUGUCAACCAGAUGAGGAAAUAUAUUUGGACAUUCCCAAACUACAACUCCUGCCAAUUUAACAUAUAUACAUCGCAAAAAAUAUAAAAAAACUUUUAAUGAUAAAUUUUGUUAAAAUUUAAAAGCUUGCAUAUUUUGAAAUCUCGAUACAAGAACUUAAAACAUUGCGAAAUAAUUUGCAUAUAAAACCAGUCAGCUAUGAUUGAUUUGAAAUAUGAUUAUUGCGUCACAAUGUGUUGUAUUCUGCUCUCUACUGCCGCGACAAGAGCCGCACCCCUGCCACUCCCAUCUGUGGAAAGUUGGAAAUCGAUAUUAAGUUCCGGCGCCAAUCUAUGGGUUGUGUUUAUCAAAAGAGACUUGAACCUGGAAAAAAGGAAUUGUUAGAAAUUGUUUGUUAUAUUUUUCGCGACAAAUUUUACUGACGAAGUGUUAAAAAGCUUAUUAUGGUCAGUUUUUUCAAAUAUAAAAUUCUCUUGUUUUUU
Ciona intestinalis (vase tunicate) is the source of this 2163-nucleotide messenger RNA. The record is from RefSeq and is a predicted model, not a curated record. Lineage: Eukaryota; Metazoa; Chordata; Ascidiacea; Phlebobranchia; Cionidae.